UGAUGAAGGCCAUUCGGAUCAUGAUUAUCAGAAAAACCCCACACUACAGUGCAUGGACAAAGUCGAGGCCAAAGAAAGGAUAAAGAAACGACGUCACCGCAUCAAGUUGACCAAACGUGUUGGUCUAAUGAUAUUUUGGUUAUUUUUCGGCAAUUGUUUUUAUGGUUUUCGAAGAGAAACAUUUGCUUGAGAAGACCUUAGAAGUGCCCGCCAACAGGGAGAAGAACUUCCUGUUACUUAACAAACCCACCGGAGAUUUUAAACUGACCAUUGCAGGACAUUUCAAUGAAUCAAUUUACAAUUCAAAUGAAACCGAAAAUAUUUUAACAAUCCAACCGCAGAUAUCGGUAUUUUGACAAUGAAACGAAUUUGAGUGAUUUUAAGGACAUAUUACACCCAUGGUUUAUACCAUUGGUGAACGAAGACUUGUUCGAUUAUGCGCCAGUGGUUUCACGUAAUUUGACCUUUAAAUUACCUGAUGAUUUGCUGGAUGAAAUUGGAGAGGACGAUACCCAGGUACGCCUGCAGAUGACUACCAAUAUUGAAACGGAUAUAGCCAUCAAAAUGACAUACAAUCCUUUGAUAAUAAACGUCAAGACGGGAACAUUGCUGGCUGCCGCCAUACUUUUGCUGUUCUAUUCGUUGCUGGUGUGGGAGGUCUUUGAACGCACCUUUGUGGCCAUUGUAUGUUCGACGUUGUCGAUAGCUGUGUUGGCCUGUUUCAAUGAUCGCCCCAACAUGGAAGAAAUUGUCAAAUACAUGGACAUGGAAUUGCUGACGCUGCUCUUCUGCAUGAUGAUUUUAGUUGGCAUCCUAACGGAGACGGGAGUUUUCGAUUACAUUGCAGUGGUGGCAUUUGAGGUGUCCCAAGGCAAAGUGUGGCCCAUGAUUUAUAGCCUGUGUCUGAUGACAUGUUUUGUUUCGAGUUUUUUGGACAACAUGACAACGGUGAUUCUAUUGACCCCCGUUGCCAUACGUCUGUGUGAAGUAAUGAGUUUGGAUCCGGUGCCAGUGUUAUUGGGUAUUAUUGUCCAUGCCAAUAUUGGUGGGUCAUUGACACCCAUUGGAGAUCCAAUUAGUAUCAUUAUAUGCUCGAAUAAUUUUAUUGCCUCAAAUGGUGUAACCUUUAUGAAAUUUGUUGGUCACACCAUACCCGGUGUCAUCUUAACCGUCCUUCAAAGUUGCAUUUAUCUACGUUUGAUAUUCCGCAACAUCGAUUCGUUGCGUUUGAAUGAACCGAAGGAAAUAAAAGACUUGCGUCGUGAAAUUCGUGUCUGGCAUAAGGCAGCCAAAUCGAUAUCUUCCUUUUCCAAGGAUGCUGAUGUGGUAAGGGAAACUUUGCUCAAGAAAGUUCGUAUUUUGAAACAUCAGCUAAAGAGGAAAUUGAAUGGUUUGGACACAACCGAAGCCUAUGUCCACACGUUGGAAGAUUUGAAAGUUAAGUAUCCCAUUAAAAAUAAACUUUUACUGGCUCAGGCGUGCUGCGCCCUGGUUUUCGUCAUUAUAUGUUUCUUCAUUCAAUCUGUGCCACAGUGGCGCACCCUACCCCUGGGCUGGGUGGCUCUACUGGGUGUAAUUGCUCUUCUGAUUAUACUCAAUCGAGAGGACAUGGAACAUUUAAUGCAUCGCAUCGAGUGGACAACGUUGCUCUUCUUUGCCGCCAUGUUUGUAAUGAUGGAAUGUGUUGAGCGGUUGGGACUUUUCGCUUGGAUUGGCGAAGUUACCGAGCAUGUCAUUUUGUAUGUGGACAAAAAGAAUCGUCUGGCCAUGGCCAUAUUUAUCAUUUUAUGGAUGUCCGCAUUGGCAUCGGCAAUUUUGGACAGCAUACCGGUAACGGCAAUGAUGGUCAAAGUGGUGGUAUCAUUGGUAGCUAAGGAGACAUUGGGGCUGCCAUUGGAGCCGUUGGUGUGGGCAUUGGCUUUUGGUCCAUGCUUGGGCGGCAAUGGCACUCUCUAUGGAGCUUCAGCCAAUGUACUAUCCGCUGGCAUUGCCGAGCAACAUGGCUAUAAAAUUUCAUUUACCAGAUACUUGAAAAUUGUUUUCCCCAUGAUGUUGGGUCAAAUUUCAAUUAUCACCGGUUAUUUAUUUGUCUCCCAUAUCUUAUUCGAGUGGCACUAAAAAGAAGACUCCCUCCCCAACGAUUCCAGGCAUUGCAGCUGGUCUUAGGAAUUUGUGUGAUUUUGAAAUACGAGGAAUGACUUAAUUUUAUUUAUUGUGAAUUGUAUUUACAACGUAUGAAAGAAAGAGAGAACGGAAAACGAGAAGAAGACAAAAAAUCAAAUGAAUUUAUUCGUAUAGUAUAAUGUUUAUAUUAUUCAAUGUGUUGUUUAUUAUUAUUAAUAUUAUUAAAUUUACUCUAAAUGUGUAAUA
Musca domestica (house fly) is the source of this 2370-nucleotide messenger RNA. Its product is annotated as P protein-like. The coding region runs from base 529 to 2118 and encodes 529 amino acids. Gene Ontology annotation, cellular component: membrane. Gene Ontology annotation, biological process: transmembrane transport. The record is from RefSeq and is a predicted model, not a curated record. The transcript is spliced from 8 exons. NCBI's taxonomy places the organism in Eukaryota, Metazoa, Arthropoda, Insecta, Diptera, Muscidae.